Molecule: messenger RNA, 684 nt
Organism: Lactuca virosa
Lineage: Eukaryota; Viridiplantae; Streptophyta; Magnoliopsida; Asterales; Asteraceae
Source: the annotation of a GenBank genome assembly
AUGGAAGUUUCGGUUGUUCACCUACAAAGCUCGAGUGUUUGGGCUCAAGGAGCUAAUUUGGGUUAUUUCCAUGUUCCUUCGAGGAUUAUCCCAGAGCCAAAUGUUACUUGGUUAGAUAUAGUCUUUUCAAAUCUAGGAAAUUGGUCGUCUUAUUACUACAACAUGCCAAAUUACACUUUUGUCACCCCGAUCCUUGGUUUUAGUGCCUAUGGUGUAACAUACACACGAGGUCAAAAUGGUCAUUUCACAACUACAACAACCAAACUAAAACUUGCUCUUGUUAGGCGCCCUAUUAUGGUUCGAUUCCCUUCUCUAUGGCUUCCUAAAGGGCAAUGUGUCAAGUUUUACUCAAAUGGGAGUACGACAAUAACAAACAUGUCCUUGUCCCACACUUGUGACGUGUGGGACCAAGGAUACUUUGCAAUUGUCGUGCGGGCCCCACCAUCACAUCAUAUAUGGAGAUGGUGGGUGUGUGGAUUUGGAAUUGGAAGCAUUGGAUUAAUAUUGUGUGGAUAUGUUUUAUUUAAAGUAAUUAGAUUUUUCGAAAAGAAAAAAAUUCAAAUGAUGGAGUUACAGUCUGAGAAAACUGAGGUUUUGCAUACAACAUAUGUCGGACAUAGUAGAAUGCCUUCGGCUUUUGGGAUAAGGACUCAACCCGUUCUUGAGAACGAUUAUUGCCCUUGA